Caenorhabditis remanei is the source of this 2814-nucleotide messenger RNA. RefSeq lists its product as uncharacterized. Lineage: Eukaryota; Metazoa; Nematoda; Chromadorea; Rhabditida; Rhabditidae. The record is from RefSeq and is a predicted model, not a curated record. Gene Ontology annotation, biological process: Golgi organization. The coding region runs from base 1 to 2814 and encodes 937 amino acids. The transcript is spliced from 8 exons. Gene Ontology annotation, cellular component: cis-Golgi network; Golgi cisterna membrane; Golgi apparatus.
AUGGUCGAUGCGGCUGUGCCUGCAAAGGCUGAUAUGCUGGCAGCGGCUAGAAGAAAGCUGAAAGAUUUUGAAGCUCGGCAGAAGCUUGAUGGAUGUUCAUCCCCCGCAUCAAGUAUCAUUUCAUCAGAGCCCGGAACCGGUGCAGGUCUAAAUGGCCGGAGUAGCGUGGUUAGUGAAGAUUCAACAGCACUUCAUUUGCCUCAAUCAUCAUCCUCAGCUCAAAGUUUAUCUGCUAGGAACGGAACAAAUGCUUCUCCUUUUAUACCAAAUGGGAACGAAUGGUAUCAAGCUUAUACUCAGUUAAAGGCGCAACACGAUGAAUUGUGUGCUCAUUAUGGCCAACUUCAUUUGGCUUAUUCUCAGGUCAAUGAGAAUGGAGUUCAUGUCGAUGCUGAAAGUCAAAUUGUGCAACUUCAAAAUGCAUUGUCCGCAAUGGUUGAAGAAAAAGUUUCUUUUCAAAGUGAAUUACGACAAGCGAAUGAAAAAAUUGAAAAAUUGCGACAAUCUUUAACGUUCGCCGAAAAUUCUCUGAAUCAAAUGAGUAAAACUUCAGCGUCUGGUUCAGACUAUAUCAGUUCCGACGAAAUUCGUAAAUUGAAUGAAUCGAUUGCUCUGAAGGACAGUCUGCUCACAGCACGACAUCAGGAACUAGAAGCGGCUCGACGAGAAGUGGCGUCAGCUCAAGCAAGUUUGGUCAAUGUACAACAUGAACGUAGUGAAGCACAGGCUCGCUUGAAGAGUUUGAUUAAAGAAACAGGAUCUCAAGAAGGACGAAUUGAACAAUUGAAGAAAGAAAUUCAAAUGAAAGAUCUUUAUUUAAAGCAACUCGGAGGAUCUAGUUCUGUGAACAGCUCUCAUUUUGUCAACAAUAACCAUGAUCAUCUUCUGCAAGAGUUAGAAAACAUCAAGUCUGAAAAAGUACGUUAUCUCGCUGAAGCUGCAACUUUAAAAUCUCAUUACGCGGAUCGGGAGCACGCUCUUCAACAGAAACAAUCUGAAUUGGCUUCAGAACUUGAAAAACUCCAAACUCUUCAAUUCUCAUCCAAUGAUCAAAUUCAAUAUCUAGAACAUCAGCUUCAAAUUGCUCAAUCAGAGCUUCAGAAAAUAGGCUCAAAUGGUGUGAAUUUGCCAGAAGAAGAAGAAGUGGGAAGAAUUACAGAAGAAGACGUUACAAAACGUAUUCGUGAAGCUUGUCACGUGGAAAGAGGGAAAUGGGAAAGAAAAUUGGAAGAAGAUCAACGACGAAGGGAAGAAGAAAUUCUAGAAAAGGAUAAAGUGAUUUUCGAGCGUGAACAGUCCCUAGCUGAGCUUGAAAUGAAAUAUAGACUUCUGGAAGAAAGAACAUUAGAGUCAACCGCCAAUGGAGCAGAUCUCCUUUCACUUUCGGAACAGCUUCAGAAUGAAAAAGCUACAGUGUCACGAGCUGUCGCUCAGAAUAAGGAACUUAAGGAGCGCUUGUUGGAAACAGAAGAUAGAUUUGUUGUUCUCACCGAGGAAAAAGCAACAGUGGAAUUGGCUAAACAAUCAGCAGAGCAUCAGGUUCGCGAACUUACAAAACAACUUAAUUUGGAAGCAGCCGGUCUUGUUGGAAAUCUAUCAGAUUUUAUUGCUAGUCAGUCACAUUUGGAAGCGACAUCCGUAUCGACUGAAAAUGUGGAGACAUUACAUUAUCAACAGUGUGAUAACCAGGACUUGGAAAAUAUUAAUACCGAAUUGAAAACUACACUCGAAGCACUUAAACAAGAAAACUUCGAUAUUAGAUCUGAUCUAGACCAGAAAACUCAAGAACUACAGCAAGUUCGAGCUGAUUUAAGAAGGAGCACGACACAUAACGAGCAGAUGGACGAAAUCAUGCGACAAAACGCAGAAGAUGAAAAUCAAAACUCAAUCCAUGUAGAGCUCACACAAGCUGUAGGGAGAGUUCAAGAACUUGCAGCAGAGAAUGAACAAAUGAGAGAAGCUUUAAAUGAUGUUCGUCAACAAUUAGAGGAAGAAAGAUCCGAGAGACGAGCCGAAUCAGAAAGACAGGUGCAAGAGAAAGAUGGUUUGGACACUGUGUUGGAAGUAGUAGAAACACCGAAAGAAAUUGAAUCUCAACCGUCCCGAGAGCUACAUGAAGAUCUAUGGGCACGUAAGGAGUUAGAGAAACGCUUCGCUCGAGCAAUGAUGCAGAAUGCGGAUUUAGUCGAGACAAUUGACCGCCUAGAGCACAUUAAUCAACAACUCGAGUUGGAAAAUGACACGAUUGCAGAUCACGUUGUUCUCUAUCAGCAUCAAAGAAAAUUGGUCCGUGAGAGGCUUCGUGUGAAAGAUGAACAGUUGAAAGCAAUGGAAGAGGAAAGAACUAAAACUGUUGCGAGAUGCAAAGAACUCCAAAAUGUUCUUAUGUCCGUUCUUAACAAAGGAGGAGUGUUGAAAGAAUACGAAACAAGUUCGCUCUCCCGAAAAGCUGCUCGGCGAGUUUCCCGAAGUUACAGCCAUUCCACUGUCGAUGAGUUGAGUGGCGACGAAGAUGUUGUAAUAGAUGCUAAAAUGGAAGAAGUACCGAACAGAGAGAAAGUCCAUGGUCAUAAUGACAAAGAAAAGUUAUUAGAGACUGAAACUAAUCCGACAGUAAUUGAAGCAGGAGAGAAUCAGAAGUCAUUAGAAUCGCCUGUAGAAAAGUUGAAAGAAGGCCCAAGUUCUUCGGUUCAGCAUCAUGAUGCGUCUGUUAGACGCAUUCUAGAAAUAAUUUCGGACAUUAGCAGACCUCAGCCUCUUCCUUCUGGCCAACUGCACUGUACUCAAUGUAUAGGAGAUCUUCAAGAACUCUAA